AUGACCACCCUUCGCGGUCUCCAGCAACCCGAGCUGAGCAAGAAACUGUACAAGAUCAUCAAAGCUGAGAACAAUGUUAUCGGUGCCUACGAAUCCGCCGGUCGCGAACGCAUUUCCGUUGCUUCCCAGCUAUCAGACUGGGGCGAGGCCACUGGUGACGAGAACCUUUCUGACGUCUCGGAUAAGCUAGGUGUGCUGUUGUCGGAGAUCGGAGAGCAAGAGGAUAUUUUUGCGCAAAAUCUGGAGGAUUACCGUGGCGUGCUCAAGCAGAUCCGCAAUACCGAGAGUGCAGUGCAGCCUGUCAGAGACCAGCGAACCAAAAUCGCGGAUGAGAUACAGAAGUUAAAAUACAAGGAUCCUACAAACACAAAAAUCGUCACUCUUGAGCAGGAGCUCGUCAGAGCCGAGGCUCAGAGUUUAGUUGCAGACGCACAGCUGUCCAAUGUGACACGGCAAAAAAUGAAAGAGGCAUUUGAUCUUAAUCUCGCUGCUACUAUUGAACGAGCUGAGAAGCAAAUAAUUCUUGCCCAACACGCGCGCCGACUGCUGAACUUGAUUGACGACACGCCGAUGGUUCCCGGAGAUACAAGGAAGGCCUAUGAGCAUUCAACCACGUCCCGAGAGAUCUUGAACGAGGCUGAGAGCGACCUACGAGCCUGGGAGCCCUCUGUGGUGCCAGUUGAAUCGAACGCAGCUGAUAUGGGAAGCAAUUUGAUGCCAAAACCAGAGGCCACUGCUUCUGAUGCAGAUGCCGCAGUUGCGUCGGGAGCUGCUCAGGCCCAUUCAUCUCAGGAGGCUAUAUCUAAUGAUGCUGAUGAAGCGUCUACCAUUGCAACAUCAUGA
Messenger RNA from Talaromyces proteolyticus, 843 nucleotides. Its product is annotated as Eisosome component PIL1-domain-containing protein. Gene Ontology annotation, cellular component: eisosome filament; plasma membrane. NCBI's taxonomy places the organism in Eukaryota, Fungi, Ascomycota, Eurotiomycetes, Eurotiales, Trichocomaceae. The transcript is spliced from 2 exons. Bases 1 to 843 code for a protein of 280 amino acids. The record is from RefSeq and is a predicted model, not a curated record. Gene Ontology annotation, molecular function: lipid binding. Gene Ontology annotation, biological process: endocytosis; eisosome assembly; negative regulation of protein kinase activity.